AACAGGGGUGAUUGAAGAAUGAUAAUCACAUAUAAUAAUCGAGGCCAGAUAAACACUCAGCUUUAUCCGUUGUUUAGAACUUGCACCAGCCAGUCCUGACCUAGCCAUUCCAUUUUGAUUCCUAAAUUGUAAAAUUGUCUCAGAGAUAUGGAGAUACCUAUACUUACAGCUGCUGAAGCCUCACAAUUAGACAGUCUUCAAUCUUUCAAGCGCCUUAGCAGCAAAGCAUACCUCUACACCCCCUCUGGAACGCACGACAGCGACUCAGCACCACUGCCAAAUCCAGACACCAAUGCACCCCAUCUCAUCUUCCUAGUAUCAUGGAUGAACGCAUCCUCUCGCCACAUCUCAAAAUAUACCUCCCACUACCAAAUCUUCUAUCCCUCCACCCCUAUUCUGCUUGUCACAAGCUCCGCAUCCGACUUCUUCCCCGUCUCCAUCCAGCACCGCCUGGCCACACUCGCUCCCGCAAUCAGUGCCAUCCGCGCCUACACCGACGAGAGGCAAGUCUCCCGCAAUGACCUCCUAGUCCACGCCAUGUCCAACGGCGGCGGCGGGCAACUCGCGCUAAUAUCCAAGCAAUAUCUCGCGGAGACGGGACAACCCUUACCGGCAAACACCAUUGUAUAUGACUCGUUGCCUGGAACGGCGCGCUUUAAGCAAGGGCUCGCGACAUUUUCUCUCGGCCUACCUGCAACUUGGUACUUGAGAAUGCCUAUGCAGCUGAUGUUCAGCAUCUUGUUGCUUUUCUGCUAUAUCCUACCACAGAUCAUGGGACAGAAGAUUUCGGCUUUAGUGAUUUUCAAUUCUGUUAGGCCGGAAUUCAUCCGCAAGGAGGCGAAGAGAUGUUAUAUCUACUCAGAUGGGGAUGAGGUUGUUUUGGAUAGGGAUGUUGAGGAGCAUGCAAAAGAAGCGGAGAGGAAUGGGCUGAGGGUUGAGAUGGUGAAGUUUGAGGGUACGAGCCAUGUGGGACACAUGAGAUCUGAUCCAGCAAGAUAUUGGGGAAUAGUGAAGCGGAGUUGGGAGGAUCGGGCUUGAGAUGUGUCUUUUUAUUUGACCAUUUGAUCAUUAUCUUCAUUCUUCAAUCAUCUAUUAAUCGUCGGAUCGGCUUGGUCGCUUCACUCCUAGCCGGAGUAAGCAAGUUGUCCCGUCGGAAGGAAGUGUCCUGUAUCGAGUUCGACUUCGGGCAUCUAUCGCACUCGCAGUGAACCUUUGAGUGCAAAAAGCAAGACAAGGGAUAUCCUGAGGCUCAGUGACCUAUUUUAUUUCAACAUGGCUACUAUAUAGACGUGAACUAUAUUGGUUUCUACAACCCAGAUCUCGCACCAUAUCUUGAUUCUCGUGUUGAACGAGCACCAACCGCCUCAAAUAUCUGUUUCCACCCUCGCCGCUUUCACUAAUCUGAGCCUCCUAGCCGCUUAGCCUCUAAACCAUCACCUAUCUCUGUUUAACCAAGUGCUGAGCUGCAAUAACAUUGUUAUUCUUGUCUAAUUCAUAGGCCGUGUAGUGCAUGCGCUUGUCGAGAUCACUCUGAUGCUCGGAUUCCCUGUUUUAAGGCUAGCUGAUCCUCAUUAAAUAUGCAAGAAUAGCGCAAGCAGAAGGGCUCAUACUUCAUAGCAACUGCGGCAGUCUUCUCACUAAAAAUGCUUGCAUUCUCUUCCACAACGUUCACAAAGUCAUCUUUAACACCCGCAGAAGGGAAUCCAGAAGUGCGUGUCUACAGAUUCGUCGUAUCUACAACCUGAAUAUCUGCAAGUAGUUCAUCCUUUGAGAGCUUCAUGUCCACGGACUACUUCAAUCAUCAGGGGACUAAGAGACAAGCAAAGAAGUAACAUGUAAAAAAGGAAAAAUAGCCAAGAAAAUUCUCAGGAACAAAAGAGAAAUGAGAGGUAAGAUGCGAGGGAAGAAAACAGGAAAGACGAAAGGGUAGACAGGAGAAUGAAGGGAAGAGAAGAAGUAGGUGUGUGGACACCAAACUGGAGGUAGG
Messenger RNA from Pseudogymnoascus verrucosus, 1987 nucleotides. RefSeq lists its product as uncharacterized. The record is from RefSeq and is a predicted model, not a curated record. NCBI's taxonomy places the organism in Eukaryota, Fungi, Ascomycota, Leotiomycetes, Thelebolales, Thelebolaceae. The transcript has a single exon. Bases 148 to 1038 code for a protein of 296 amino acids.